Messenger RNA from Labrus bergylta (ballan wrasse), 1081 nucleotides. RefSeq names its product protein phosphatase 1 regulatory inhibitor subunit 14D (gene ppp1r14d). Lineage: Eukaryota; Metazoa; Chordata; Actinopteri; Labriformes; Labridae. Gene Ontology annotation, biological process: regulation of phosphorylation. Gene Ontology annotation, molecular function: protein serine/threonine phosphatase inhibitor activity. The record is from RefSeq and is a predicted model, not a curated record. Gene Ontology annotation, cellular component: cytoplasm.
CAUGCAUAAACUUAAGCACACGCACAGAGGCAUAUCUCAUUACCGUCCUCCUGAUAGUGCAGCCAGUGGGUGUUGCAAGAGUAGGAAGGAAGGAGAGCAAGACAGAGAAAGAGAGAGAGGGAGAGGACAGAGAGAGAAGAGGCAGCCUUAUAGAGAGAGGGAGAGCACCAACACUCAACAAGAUAACAGGAGAUACGCGUGGGAACAGCAGAAGCAGAGCUAGAGAAAGAGAAGAGGAGCAAAACAAGCCUGUCUGUGUGAGUGAGUGUGUAUAUGUGCUCAGUGUGUGUGCGUGUGUCUGAGCACAGUGUGUUUCCACGGUUCUCUCCCGAGGGCCGUGGCAGCCAUGGCGUCAGAUCCUAGCACCCAGUCCAGGGUGAUGUUCCAGGCAGCAGACAAGACGCAGGAGCCGGCACACCGCAAGUUAGGCAAGCUGACGGUCAAGUAUGACCGCAAGGACCUGCAGAGGAGGCUGGAUAUUGAGGAGUGGAUCGACGGGCAGCUGCACCUGCUGUUUGACUGUGAGGAGGAGGAGAUUCCCGAGUUAGAGAUCGACAUAGACGAGCUCUUGGAGCUGACAGAUGAGGGUCAGAGAACCCGGCUGCAGGAGUUGUUGCUGGAAUGCGGGAAGCCAAAAGAGGACUUUAUCAACGGACUGCUCUACAGGAUGAAGGGUCUACGCAAAAUGUCAGGUCCCUUGAAGAAAUAAUCAUAGGUCAAAAAAAGAAUUGAGACAAUGUUGAGCAUGUCUACGGGAUUCUCCCUCUGCCGCCCCGCCCCCCUCCCUCACCCAUUCCCAGGUCCGCAUAAGCCUAACACCAGAGCAGACAAGUUUUGAAUGGCUUUAUUUUUAUUAUUUCACUUUAAUUUAUGGACUACAAUUACAUUUGUUUUCUCCCAUAAACAAUCCGAUAAUGCACAUGUUGAUAAAAAGCUGUACCGAUGGACGUUGUUGUUGUUUUUUUGUGUGUGGGUAAGACUGUACAUUUUCAGUUGUCUAUUUAUGUACAUAAGACUUUUUUUUUUUUGCCCUGAUAACAGUGUUGUAUGUUGAAAAUAAAAUGGGACAUUUUCAAGACAA